This is a messenger RNA of Annulohypoxylon maeteangense, 1079 nucleotides long. Its product is annotated as DJ-1/PfpI family protein. Bases 384 to 1079 code for a protein of 231 amino acids. The transcript is spliced from 2 exons. The record is from RefSeq and is a predicted model, not a curated record. Gene Ontology annotation, molecular function: glyoxalase III activity. Lineage: Eukaryota; Fungi; Ascomycota; Sordariomycetes; Xylariales; Hypoxylaceae.
GUUGGCGGAGCUAAGCUGGAUUGACAUCAGAACGCCGGCGGGGUAAAUGCCGUCAGUGUUAUUUUUUUCUAUUCUUUGGUGGGGAUAGGGUAGCUUCUAGGAUGGGAAGGUUGAUAUUCUAGGAGUUUCUUAGGUAGGUAGCCAGCGUCAUACGAGCGUGUUUAUUAUGAAAAUAUUCUUUAUCGAGGAUUGGGAGUUUUUAGUAUAUAAACUCUGGACGUCAUCGAUUUUGAGAAAUUAUAUUAUUGAAUCUUCUGAGACAAAAUACCAUAACUCCAAAUCCUUAUAACCACUUAACCUUAGCUAAACUAAGCUCAACUCAACUACGUCAUCCUACCAAAAACAUCUUCAAUAUCUAAACCUCAGCUGAAAAAAACACCACAAUGGCGCCAAAAGUCCUCGUCGUCCUAACCUCAUACGGCUUCAUCGAAAGCGUCAAGCAGCCCACUGGCUGGUAUCUACCCGAAUUCGCCCACCCCUACGAAGUCCUCUCCAAGAAAGGCGUCGAAAUCGUAACCGCAUCCCCGAAAGGCGGGCUCGCCCCGCUCGACCCCAGCUCCGUCGAAGCCUUCAAAGCGGACGCCAGCUCCGCCAGCUUCCUGUCCACACAAUCCGCGCUGUGGGAGCAAACCGCCACAAUCUCCAGCUUCCUAGGCCGCAGCGCGGAGUUCGCGGGCUUGUUAUACCCGGGCGGUCACGGACCGAUGUUCGAUCUCGCCACGGACAAGGACAGCAUCGCGCUGAUCAACGAGUUCGUGGCGGCGGGGAAACCGGUCGCCGCGGUGUGUCAUGGCCCGGCGGUGUUUGUGAAUGUGGAGUUGCCCGGCGGGAAGAAGUUGUUGCACGGCAAGGAGGCGACGGGGUUUAGUAAUGCGGAAGAGGAUGUGGUCGGGAUGAGUGCGCAUAUGCCGUUUUCCCUCGAGGAUAAGAUUGCGGAGGCGGGUGCGACGUAUAAGAAGGCGCCGGAGCCGUGGGCGCCGCUUACGGUGGUCCAGGAUGGGGGGAAGUUUAUCACCGGACAGAAUCCGGCGAGUUCGGUUGGGGUUGGGGAGGCACUUGCUAAGGCUAUUGGGGUUUAG